AUGGGUGGCUUCCAAUCACAAGCUGCAUUGGCCGCAUCGGGAGAGAAACGUGCAAUUACCGAUUCGGCUUCUCGUUCUUCUGCCACUGACGGUGCCUCCACCUCAAAACGCUCUCGUCCGGAGCUGUCGUCUGCAGCCAUUGCAUCCGUCUCAACGGCCAAUUUGGAUGCUGAUGACCCUUGGGAGGAAGACUACACGGAGGACGCCGCCACCGACAGCAAGCCCGUGGAUCCUGAUCUUGAUAAGGAUGAAGAUGGCAAGGAAGAUGAGGAUGAUGAUGAUGACGAAGACGAGGAUGAGGAGGCCUUGUUGGCGGAGCUGGCAAAAAUUAAACGUGAAAGAGCGGAGGAGGCAGCACGCGUAGCAGCUGAGAGGAAAGCUAUGGAGGAGACAAUUCGAAUGGAAAAUAUCCUCAAGGGCAAUCCGCUGCUCAACGUGACAAAAACGACUGCAGAAUUCAAGGUAAAGCGACGUUGGGACGACGACGUGGUUUUCAAAAAUUGCGCCCGCGGAGAGGUCGAUCACACAAAACGUGGAUUUAUUAACGAUACCUUGCGCUCGGAGUUUCACAAAAAGUUUAUGAAGAAGUACAUCCAGUAG
Molecule: messenger RNA, 600 nt
Organism: Dibothriocephalus latus
Lineage: Eukaryota; Metazoa; Platyhelminthes; Cestoda; Diphyllobothriidea; Diphyllobothriidae
Source: the annotation of a GenBank genome assembly